Molecule: messenger RNA, 1188 nt
Organism: Pyricularia pennisetigena
Lineage: Eukaryota; Fungi; Ascomycota; Sordariomycetes; Magnaporthales; Pyriculariaceae
Exons: 3
Coding region: 1-1188 (395 amino acids)
Source: RefSeq, a predicted model, not a curated record
AUGACAAAGCUUGGCCAUCUCUCCCAAGAACCAGGCUACCGGAAAAUAUCAAUAACACAUCCCCACGGCCUACGAGCUUGCUCAACUUGUAUGCGCACCUCAGAGGCGCCAGACGACAGUGGCUCCGGCGCCGAUGGACCAACAACGGCGAAUCUUGAUGCAGCAUCCUCCCAGCCGGAUCUCGACAUCUCCACGACCAAAGCCGCCCUCGCCCAGCACCAGGACAAAGACUCGGCCGUCGUCACGGCAAUGGCGGUAGCGGGCUACUCGUCAUCGGACGACGUCACCAAUGAGCAACACCAGCAGCUACAGCUCCGUCCUGCCGGACCGCCGCCGCUCAACUUUACGCUGCACGGCAAGCGGACGGGAAUCGCCAUGUUUGUCGUCUUUACCUUUUUCGACAGCCUCGUCCUCCCCGUCGGGCUCUACUUUGUGCUGUGGUACGGGUUCGGGCCAGGGAAUCCCCAGUACCACCCGCUGAGCGCGACCGUGGUCAUGACCAUCGUCACCGCCAUCAUCGGGGGCGCGAGCAUCUGGGAGCUGCUGCAGCGCGCGUGGAGGCUGGGGAGGAAGGAUAGUCGGUGUCGGGUCUUUGGUGCCGCAUGGUGGCAUUUUGACUGGUUCGAGUGGUGGUUUGUGUUUUGUUGGGUUUUGAUUAUUAUUGAAGUUUCAGUCGCAUUCAUCCCAGACGACCCCAACAAGCGCCUCCUGGCACUGCCCAUGCCCACCGUCAUCCUCAUCUUCGGCACCGUCAGCCUGGCGCUCGAGCUGCUCCGCUACCUCUCCGUCCCGGCCCCGAUCCGCAUCUCGUCCAUCCCCAGCGGCGCACCGCCGCGGCCGGGCAUCUACCCCCUGAUCGAAGACAUCUGCGCCGUGGACGGGGCCGGCAACACGGCGUUCCGCGAGAGCCUGAACCGGCGCUACACGGACAGCGCCGUGUUCCGCGCCAUGCUGCAGCGGCUGGGCGUGUUCUGGGCCCUGGGCGCCGAGUGCUGCGCCGUCGCGACGCUGGCGCUCGUCCUGGGGCUCGACGACGGCCUGGACGACUACGCCUACACCAUCGGGUGGGCCCUGCCGUGGGCGUGGGCGGGGCCUUGGGUGCUGGUCACCAUCUUCUACGUCAGGCGGGAGUUGGAGAAGGAGCGGACCGUUUGGGCGGUCGAGAUGGGUUCGUAUCGUGGAGGAUAG